GGGGCGCUGGCCGCGCCCUCGGCGGGGAGCUUCCGGCGCUCCCGGGGCGGGGUGAGGCCGGGCCGAGCGGGCGGCCCCUCUCCAGGCUCCCGCCCCUACGCCGCAGCUUCCCGUGGCCCCGGGGCCCGGCGGAAGGACUCUCCAGGAAAUGGAUCUGCGUAGACCGUGUAUAUCCAGCUGGUGCCAUAAACCAGGAUAACCGCAACGUUAACCCCAGGUUGAAGUUCAGCUUGGAGGGAGCAGAGAGCUGGGCGGGGGCGAGAUGGCCCUGGUGCCCUAUGUGGAGACCGUGGAGAUGGGGCUGCAGAGAUUCCACAAGCCUCUGGCCACCUUCUCCUUUGCAAACCACACGAUACAGAUCCGUCAGGACUGGAGGCAACUGGGAGUCGCAGCGGUGGUUUGGGACGCGGCUGUCGUUCUUGCCACGUAUCUGGAGAUGGGCACUGUGGAACUCAGGGGCUGCUCUGCUGUGGAGCUGGGUGCUGGCACAGGGCUGGUGGGCAUAGUGGCUGCCCUGCUGGGUGCUCACGUGACUAUCACGGAUCGAAAAGUAGCAUUAGAGUUUCUUAAAUCAAAUGUUCAAGCCAAUUUACCACCCCAUAUCCAGCCCAAAGCUGUUGUUAAGGAGCUGACUUGGGGACAAAAUUUGGGGAGUUUUUCACCUGGAGAAUUUGACCUGAUACUUGGAGCUGAUAUCAUAUAUUUAGAAGAAACAUUCACAGAUCUUCUUCAAACAUUGGAGCAUCUCUGUAGCAACCACUCUGUGGUUCUUUUAGCUUGCCGAAUUCGCUAUGAACGGGAUUACAACUUCUUAGCAAUGCUGGAGAGGCAAUUUACUGUGAGUAAGGUUCACUAUGAUUCUGAAAAAGACGUACAUAUUUACAAAGCACAGAGGAGACGCCUGAGAGAGGACUUAUAAUUGGUUCCAAUUUAUAAGAAUGUUGUCACUGAGUGUAUCAAUUAAGGUCUUACAUGGGGAAUAUAAUCAUAUGUAAUAAAGUAGCCCGCUGUACAAGUUUAACCAAAGGUUCUCAAAAGACAAAGCAAAUGGGCAGUUUUAAAACAAAGCAGCACUUUGUCCCAUAGCUGUGACUUCUUUAGUUAUAUUUUACUAACUCUGAAAUUCAGUUAACAUUAAAGGAAAGUGUGAGAUUUUGGUUUGUGUUGUUUCUGUGUCCCAUACGCUCCCUCUCAAAAAACAAUUUUCAUCGAUGCUAUGAUGAAGGGUUGGUGUAAAGAACUUGUUUUGGUGAGGCUAGGUGAUACAAAUCAUUUAAAACACACUGUAAGACAUACGUUUAUCCCAGUUUUCUAAUUUUCUGAGUAUAAGACAAGAAGCUUAAUGUACAUUCCCUAAUCUGUUAAUACUAUUGAAAUCUUUUGUCUGAUGUAUUUAGGCCUUAAGUACUUUUGGUUACUAGA
This is a messenger RNA of Budorcas taxicolor (takin), 1422 nucleotides long. RefSeq names its product methyltransferase 21A, HSPA lysine (gene METTL21A). The record is from RefSeq and is a predicted model, not a curated record. Gene Ontology annotation, cellular component: cytosol; cytoplasm. Gene Ontology annotation, molecular function: protein-lysine N-methyltransferase activity. The transcript has 5 exons. Gene Ontology annotation, biological process: peptidyl-lysine methylation. NCBI's taxonomy places the organism in Eukaryota, Metazoa, Chordata, Mammalia, Artiodactyla, Bovidae. Bases 263 to 919 code for a protein of 218 amino acids.